Messenger RNA from Aedes albopictus (Asian tiger mosquito), 14392 nucleotides. RefSeq lists its product as uncharacterized. The coding region runs from base 11897 to 14125 and encodes 742 amino acids. NCBI's taxonomy places the organism in Eukaryota, Metazoa, Arthropoda, Insecta, Diptera, Culicidae. The record is from RefSeq and is a predicted model, not a curated record. The transcript has 6 exons.
GUGCAACAAUUGGAAAAUUACCCUAAUUGUUUUUUUCACAUGUCUAGAUAGGAAUGCGAUAACGUGUACCUCGAGCACAUGCAAGAUCACCAGAAAUGGCGAACUCCAACUGUGAUUGCAUCAAUCGCCUCACCGUAUCUAGACAAAGCAAUCUGCUACUGGUUUUGAGCAGAAUCUGUGUACUUCUCAUCUGCUGUGUGAUGUCCCCGAACGGAAGAACCCCGCCCCAAACGUCAUCUCAUGUGGCUAUAGCGCGUAAGCGCAAAAUCGAAAACAAAUGCAGGAAAUUCGCCGCCGCCGUACACGCAAAUGUGGUGCCGUCAGCUGAUUGGCGCUCAUGUGCAUAAUAACUGCCAUAGAGCAGUUAUCGCUUCCAUGAUCGCCACGAAUUUGUGGCAGCCGACAAUCGGCAGGGGUUCGCGUGAGCUCAGGCAAUAUUCGAGCGGAACAUCGCCGACGGCGGCUGUCGGACGUCCUGCCUGUGAGAAUCCGGCGAAACCGUUUGUGUGCUUUAGCUUUUGCUAUCAUGUUCACACUUUCGUCGGCAAUUCGUUCGGUAAGAUAAGAUAAAAUGCUUCCCCGUGAUAUCACGCCAACCUUCUGAUUUUAGCCUCACGAUUCUCACUGGCUGUAACUCUGUUGAUGGUCACAUUCAGUAUUUGUGCAGUUGGGUUGGGUUUAUUGGGGAGUUGCUCAAUUCAAUGCAAUCGACAAAAAAGCCAGGAAUGCACCUGAACAAGCACGUAACAAGACAAACAACUUCUUUAAUGAACCUCUCGGACGACCCCGAACUCAUUGACCAAAGCCGGGUUGACAUCGAAAACGAAAACAAAAAAAAAUGACGCCACAAUUCGUGGCCCACGAGCAAUUAUCGAGCGUCGAUGAAUGUGAUGUGUGUGGAUGACAUUCGUUUUUUUUUUUUCAGUUGAUACACCUACUAGCUAGUAUACGCAUACCUUGCACAGUGGGAAAAUCUGUCAUGAGGACAAAAUUAAGUUUUUUUUAGGUUCAAGUUUAUGUUUAAGUGGACGAGUGAUUGCAUCAUCACUUCCCCCCUCUUUCACACAUUGCCAUCAGAAAGGGCUUUUUUUAAAAAAAAAGACAAUUACACCGUCUUCGACCUUUCGGCCACUACAGACUGAACAUUACAACAUUAGACAACGGACAACACAUAUAACACCCAGUAGCCCAGUGGAGAAUUUUCCGUUUGACGAAAAGUUUUCCCCGACUGGAGCGGGAAUCGAACCCACACUCCGAGGCUUACGAGACACCUAAACGACUGACGCCGCUAACCGCUCGGCCACGAAGCCCACUUCGCUUACAUGGUAGGAACAAUUUUGACUUAAAAAUAGAAGAUCUCAUCAGCACUUGCUGAAAAUGAAAGGAUGUGAACAUUUUGGUUUGUAAUUGGACGUACCCUUGUUUAUCAUAACUCUUUUAUAAGUAUGCAUAGAUUAUUUGGUAGAAUCUUUCCGAUUUUUCCAUUAACUAUUCCCACUGUGCAUCGGCUAGUUUUGCCAAGUGUGCUGCCUCCCACGCGUUCGCGUCUUAUUUGCUGCGGGUUUCAAGUCUCGCCCGGUACCACCCCGUACACGUCGCGUUCGUCGGAGCGAGCCGCGGUUCGCUACCGCGCUUCUAAAUCGGUGGAGUCGAUGGCAAAACUGGAAUUUGAUCGAAAUGGAGUUGCCUUGGUUAAGUUUAAGUAGGUAUAGUUUUGCUUUGCCCAAUCGGACGAGAGAGCGAAGCGCGUCGAGCUUGGCACCUUUAGUUCCAAGUCUAAGAUGAGCGAUUCCAAGCAACAGCAUCAAAAUUAAGGAAAUUUUUUAAUUCAUGAUUUUCUAUUGAACUGAAACUUUGCACAGUUUUUAAGUUCCAUCUAAAUCGUCAUUUUCCGAUAUCAAAUUUUUAUUUUGAAUCACGACUAACUUUUCAAAAGGGUGUAUGUGAAAAUGGUUCAAAAAUAUUCAAAAAUCUGCACAGCCAAAAUGGUUCGUUCGAUUGCAAUAAAUUUUUCAGCAAAGUUAGAUAACUAAAUGGUGAUUCCUAAGAAAAUAUACACUGUGAAAAAACAUCUUUUUUAACAUUAAAAAAUAUCAUUUUUGUCACAAAAACUCAAAUAUCUCAAAACCCUAUCUUUUUACCAACGUAAUUUUUCUAGGGAAGACGGUCCAUUGUAUUAGCAAUCUACCAUAAAAAUUUGGUGAUGGUAAACUAAUAAACAAAAAAGUUAUAACAUUUCAAACAUUUCACAAUUUUCACAUUUGGUAAAUAUUUUUUUCUGUGUAAAUUAUUUCGAUCAGAAAUCGCAGUUAGAUGCAGAUUUUAUUGUUCAGCAAAGUUAGAUAACUAAAUGGUGAUUCCUAAAAAAAAUGUACACUGUGAAAAAAAAAUCUUUUUUUAACAUUAAAAAAUAUCAUUUUUGUCACAAAAACUCAAAUAUCUCAAAACCCUAUCUUUUUACCAAUGUAAUUUUUUAGGGAAAACGGUCCAUUGUAUUAGCAAUCUACCAUAAAAAUUUGGUGAUGAUAAACUAAUAAACAAAAAAGUUAUGACAAUUCAAACAUUCCACAAUUUUCACAUUUAGUAAUAAUUUUUUUUUAGUGUAAAUUAUUUCGGCCGGAAAGCGCAGUUUGAUGCUGAUUUUAUUGUUAAUGGCCUUGCGGGAGUAAAACAAUCUGUUUUUAUUAUGUAUUAUGUAUAUUAUAUGUACAGUACUGUUCCGAUUUUAUCACGCCCUCCGCGCAUUAGUCGUUUAUUGAUUAAUUUGCUGUUACAUUUGAGGACAAGUGUUUUCCCUCUUCUUCAAGAUGAAUGUUGAAAGCGUGUUUUGCAACGUUAAAAAUAUUGAAAUGGGUAUAAAUGUUGAAGUAUAUUUCAAAGCAUUUUUGAAAAGAGGCGUGAUUAAAUUGUUUAAACAGAUGUCGCUGAUGGUACGGUGGCAUGACUCUCUGCACUUAGCACUUCUGGCAAUUUCUCAGUUGUUGUCGUUUUCGAACUUCCUGCGCCCUGCUUUACCGAUGAUAUACAGAUGGCUCGUUUGUCAAAGUCUAGACGGCAGGACGUGCAAAUGCGUAAAUUUGUAUUCAAUUUGGGCAUAACCAGUCUCUUUCAGUUUAUCUAUGAGAUUUCGUAACUCUUUUGAACAUUUUUUUUUUCACAAGCGGUCUACAAGAGAGCGUUGAGUUGAAGACCUUUGAGAAAGCGACUGUUCAUGUUGUUCGUUAGAUUAUAAUAAACAAAAUCACUUAUUAGUUUUAACUGACUAGUUUGGUGUUGUUUGCUUGGACGAAGAAAAAAUUUACUAUAAAAUUUUUAAUAUCCAUAGCGGUAGUAUUUUUUUGCUUUUUCGUGAGCAUUUUCAUGGUAUGUAUACAGUAAGGUGGCCCACACUUAUAUGAAAAACAAAAAUUUCGAAAAAUGCCAAGUCUUACCUUCUAAAUCAGUUGUUUUGGAGUCCCAGAAGCUACGUUCAAAAUUUGAGCAAAAUCGGUUGAGCCUAAGGGGGCGCUCAAAACGCUUGAAGUUUGUAUGGGAAAACUUGGCCAAAUGUAUGCAGAAAUUUUAAGUUUUCGAAUUUUGCCGCCAGGUGGCGCUGUAAGCGUUCAAUAAUCAAACCCUUUGGUCUUAUUGUAGGUGACUAUAUGCCAAACAACUUUGUCGAAGACCGCAAAGUGAUCCAACUUCUGUGAAAAAAGUUAUACCCUUGGUAAAGUGAGGAUAAACUUUAUUGUUGUUUUUCCAAUACAUGUAAAAGAAUAAUAUCAAUAAUGAAAUCUCACUACUUUGCCUCACUUUGCCUAGGGUAUAACUUUUUUCACAGGCGUCGGAUCACUUUGCGGUCUUCGACAAAGUUGUUUGGCAUAUAGUCACCUACAAUAAUACCAAAGGGUUUGAUUAUUGAACGCUUACAGCGCCACCUAGCGGCAAAAUUAGAAAACUUAAAAUUUCUACAUACAUUUGGCCAAGUUUUCCCAUAUAAACUUCAAGCGUUUUGAGCGCCCCCUUAGGCUCAACCGAUUUUACUCAAAUUUUGAACGUAGCUUCUGGGAGUCCAAAACAACUUAUUUAGGAGGUAAGACUUAGCAUUUUUCGAAAUUUUUGUUUUUCAUAUAAGUGUGGGCCACCCUAGUAUACAGACAAACAAACGUAACACUGACGAAAUUUUCAUUGACCACGCCUUUAACGAUCAUUUUGAAUCUUGGUUGUGGCUUUCAUAACCAGAAGAGUGCCCAUCGUUUUUCUUUGCGUUUGACGUUUCACACUAGCGCCUUCUGAUGACGAUAUUGCACAACGCAGUGUUUCGUGAAACAUUUCCACCAGGUGGUGGUAGUGUGAACUGGGCGAUGGAUUUUCACGAAAAUUGUUCUAGGCGUUUUGUCUGUUUGUCUGUGGUAUGUACCUCUCAUGCAUUUGUUGUUGUUGAAGUGAUUGUACGUCGUUUCCCGGAAAACCAUUUCCCGGAAACCCGUUUCCCGGAAAGCCAUUUCCCGGAAUGUACCAUUUCCCGGAAAACCAUUUCCCGGAAUGUACCAUUUCCCGGAAAACCAUUUCCCGGAAUGACCAUUUCCCGGAAAACAUAUUCAAUAUUUAAAAAAACAACAUUUCUAUUAUUUUCAUUAUUUUGUAAAUAUUUCUUUGCAUAAAAAUAAUAAAAUUAUGUACUACUCUCAAUUUGUAUUAGUUUUUUAUGACGAGUAUUAUGAAUAAUUGAAAGCUCUAAAUUACGGUAUGCCUCCACAGCUAAUCGGAGGGACAAGAACAUUGCCAUUGUCUCUUUUCCAGUUUUUUUGAUCUUACGAAUAUCAAAGACUCCUUGUUGGUAGCCUAAGUAUUUGACAAAAGUAUUGCGUUCCUCUUCUUUGAAAACUAAAGUAAAACUAAAUAACUAUUAUAGCAGUAUAACUUUAAAGAACAGCUUAUGUUUAAAAGAAGGGAAAAUAUUCGAUGAAAUAGUUAGCAGUUUGAUCUCGAUAAACACGAUAUGGGAAUAUUGCUAGCUUAAUGCCAACAACUAUUCUAACUGUGUAACUAGAAAGAACAGCCUAUGUUUAAAAGAAGGGACAAUAUUCAAUGAAAACAUGGACAGGUUAAUGCCGACAACUAUUUUGAAAGAUAACUCGGAAGAACAGCCUAGGUGUGAAAGAAGGGAAAAUAUCGAUUCGUUAUUAUGAUACAAAAAAUUAACUGAUCGAGAGACUACAUCAUGAAGAUUCAAAAGUCAAAACAGCAAAUGAAGUAUGGAAUGUUUCAUAUCAACAAUUAAAUUUUUGUAAGGGUAUACUUCGAAAGAACGGCUUAUGUAUGAAAGAAGGAAAAUUCUUCGAUAAUAUUAAUUCAGCAGUUAUUAUUCUAAAAUCAGCAUAACGCAUUAUAUUUAUCAAAGAACAGCCUUUGUUGAGAAGAAGGGCUGAUAUCUGAUAUCUGAAUAAUAUCAUAUCUGCAAAAAACAGCGUAUGUUUGAUAGGUAGGAAAUCCUCUGAUACAAAAAUGAGGUUUGUUUUGAUUUCUGUUACAACAGUACAAGCUAGUUGGAACAUCAAAAAGUAGAGAAAGCCGAUCAAGUUAUCCCUAAGGAGUGUUCCUUGUCUUAAGGGUUACAAAAAGCAACAUUUUAACAUAUAAUGCUUUCAGUCAAUAAGGGCGGACGUGUAGAAGCUGAGAAGUAGGCUCAGUGCGAUGAUGCUGGGAGAUUAGGCUCAAUUGACAUGAGGCGAUUAAUCACUGGACUUAAUAGAUGUUAGACCAAUUAGAUUGAAAGAUCUGCCUAUUAUUAAAAGAAAGAAAAAUCUCAUAAGAAUGAGUUAGUUGCUGGUUUACUAAAUAAUACUGUAGCACUGCAACUUAUAAGUUAACAACUUAUUCUUUAAAGAUGGAAAAAUUUUAAAUGUGGAUAUCAGUUUGGUCACCAGCAAGUGUUAUUUGAAAGAAGACCACAUUUUGAAAGAAGGACAAACCUCCUACGGAGUUAGCAGUGGACCACCGAUAAACAACAUAACUGUGCAACUCGAAAAAAAACCUCGAUUUAGAGAAGGAUACAUUUUUGAAGGUAGGGUCAGCAGCCUGGCCUCCAAAAAAUACACUAAUACUCUAAAGAACAGCUCAUUCUUAAUAGAAGUAAAAAUGUUCAUUUGAUUAGCAGUUUGGUCGCUGGCCAAAAUUUUCAACAGUGUAACUUGAAAGAACAGCCUAUUAUCAAAAGAAGGUGAAAUCUUCUAUAGAGUGCCGGAUUUCAUCGCCGCAAACUUAACAACACAUAUACAGUCUUUGACGAAGAAGACAAAUGAUGGAACAUUUAGCAAUUCGGCAUUUUGCUGGAAAGAACAGCCUUAUUUUAAAGAAGGAAGAAUCUCUGAUGGAGUUACCAAUAUGAGCGCUUAAAAGUACAAUCUAUGUGACAACGAUUGCUUAUUGAUUAUUACGCCUAAUGCCCAUUCGUCCUGAUGACGUUUGGCCUAAUGGACUUUGGCCUUACGUUCGAAAUUCUUGAGAACAGAUUACGAAUCAAACAAGGCCAAUUUUUAUUCAGGAAGGUAUUAGAUUUACUAUCAAUUAGUAUAAUCGGAGUGCUAAGGUUAAGCAGAGUUAAAGUUAAGCAGAGAAAAUAAUUUGUCAUUCUUUUAUUGUCAAAUGUUAAUUUCUUGAUUUAGUUUUGGCUGACCAAGUCAUGCAGAAAUUACACUGUUGAUUCUUCUAUCGUUUGCAAAAUAUUAAAUUCCGCGAAAAAGUAUUCCGCGAAAAGUCAUUCUACGAAAUGAUAUUCAACGAAAUUGUUCAUUCCGGUAAAUGUUACAAUGCGAAGAAAAAUUCCGCGAAAUGAUGUUCGGCGAAAUGGUAUACAUCCAAAAUAUCCUAUGAAAUUAUUUGCAGCUGGCUUCCAAGCUUAAUGUCAACAACUAUUUUAGCAAUUCAACUAGAAUGAACAGCCUAUCUUGAAUUUGAUGUAAUACUAAAUAAAUGAAAUGAAUGAAUGAACAGCCUAUACUUGGGAGAAGGGAAAAUAUGUGAUGAAAACUUAGCAGUUUGAUUUCGUCGAUGGUUUGAUGCCGACAACUAUUUUAACAAAAAACUCAAAUGAAUAGCCUUUAAAAUAAGGAGAAAUUUACUAUUUGUGAGAAUUACAAUAAUUGUAAUAAUUACGGUCCCUCAUAUAUUCUGCAGUAAAUGAUUUUGUGUCCUUCUUAUCGAUUACUGUUCUUUGAAUAUCAAUACUGUCAUUAUACAAUUAUAUUUCACUGCCAUUACUUACAGAACACAAACGGAAAAUUAAUCUUAAAUUUUUUUUCCGGAAAAUGGUGCAUUCCGGGAAAUGGUGCAUUCCGGGAAAUGGUACAUUCCGGGAAAUGGAUUUCCGGGAAAUGGUCCAUUCCGGGAAAUGGAUUUCCGGGAAACGUCUUUCCGGGAAACGGUUUUCCGGGAAAUGGUUUUCCGGGAAAUGGGGGACAACCGUUGCAGGUGCAUUUAUAUAGUUGAACACUGCUAACUGCAUAAGAGAUUCCCCUUCUUCAAUUUACAGGCUGUUCUUUCCAACGAUGUAACGUUACAGAAUUGGUUCGCACCCAAUUUAAUAAUUCCAUCUGGUAUUUUUCCUUCUUAAAAAACGGGUUAUUCUUUCGACAUGAAAGAACAACAAAUUUUUAAGAGAAGGAACAAUAGCAGAUAGAGUUAAUAGUUUGGCCGCCAAUCAAAUACGUAACGUUGUAACAGACUUUUAAAUAAAAAAGGGCAAAUAUUCUAUAUAGAAAGCAGCACAUGGUAACCAACAUGUGUUUUAUUGGCACUUGCUGCUUUUUAUAUAGGAUAUUUGCCCUUCUUUAUUUAAUAGGCUGUUCUUUCUAGUUACAACGUUGCGUAUUUGAUUGGCGGCCAAAUUAUUAACUAUAUCUGAUAUUUUUCCUACUCUUGAAAAUGUGUUGUUCUUUCAAGUUAGACUGUUACAGAGUUGCUUAAUUGCCAAACUGUCAAUUGCACCUUUUCAGAUUUUCCCUUUUUCUAGUAAUAGGCUGUUCUUUCGAGGCCUCUUCUUCGAUCGCUUUUGUUUCAAUCUAGCCUAAUGACCAUUUGGCGUAGUAAUAAUGUGGCCAUAUGUAUUUUCGACCUAAUAAGCUACACCAUUACCUCAUUGUCAUUUGAAAGGCCCUUACUGACAGCUACACACUAAGAUCAGCUCGGUAUUUUCCCCAUCUUUUUACUGAGUUCUCAACAGCAGAUUUAACUCGGUACGCUCGGUUAUCCCUUUUGCUGAAUACUCUGUAAAUAAGUUAACGAGUUCUGCAAAUGAACUGUCAAAAAUUACAGAUGAACGGUAAAUAUUGAUUACCGAGUGUACCGAGUUAAAUCUGCUGUUGAAAACUCAGUAAAAAGAUGAAAAAAAUACAGAACUCAGCGAAAAUUUUACUGAGCUGGAAAAUCAGAAUCUUAGUGUGUACAUCUCUAGUGUAGUUGUGCAAAUCGCCCUUAAACCAAAUGAGUCAAUAGGCAAAAAGUUGAAGUUGGGCUCUUGUCAUUUACAGUUUUAAGGUUUAGUAUCAAGAAGGCAAAGAACAUAUGAGAGAAACAAUAGGAGGGUAUAACGUGAGAACUACAGAUAAAUUUAAUACAGUAUACUCUUCUUUGAAUUAGUCAUUCAAGUUUUGACUUUCCCAUUUUUGAACAUUUUAAUUUCAACGUUUUAUUUUUGUUUUUUUUUUUGUUCGCGUCUGAUGUGUGGGUUUCAGGGUGUUGUCGAAGGACGAGCCGACUUUUUCAUUGCUUGAGCUAAUAUUGACUAAUCUGCAACCCACCCAUAGAGCUCGCAAGGCAUGGUACACAAAUUACGUAACGCUAAAAUCGGCGAUUUCAGACUCCCCCUCCCCCUUGUAACGCUUUUUGUAUGAAAACCAAAAAUAUUUUGUAUGGCUCGUAACGCUAAGCCAGACUCCCCCCCUCCCCCUAUAGCGUUACGUAAUUUGUGUACGAUGCCCAAAUAGUAUGGAAACUUUGAACCAAGAGUAUCCAGGUUUUAAACUAUGCGAAAAAUGCAUCCGCUACCAUUUCAUUAGAUAUUAUUCCUUUCUUUUGUGUUAAGGCUAUUCUUUUGAAUGUUAUCUUUUGGAAUUAUAGUUUCCAGAAUUGUCAUUAAAAAUUUUCCUUCAUUAAACAACGGUUGUUCAUUCAAACUGUAGUGAUAAAACUGUUGGCAUCAUAACUGCUAAUAUUUUUUAAUGUUUUCUCGAAGAUUUGGAAAUAAUGCUGAAAGCCCUGCUUAAAUUCUUCAAUGAAUACCAACUAAAAUGAAUCAAUCAUUGUGCAUUUCAUAAAAAGGUUGAAAUUUAAUGAGUCUGGGAAUAGCGAUAACUGUUUUCCGGGAAAUGUUCCGUUCCGGAAAAUGGGUUUCUGGAAAAUGGGUUUCCGGGAAAUGAGACAUUCCGGAAAAUGGGUUUCCGGGAAAUGAGUCAUUCUGGGAAAUGUUUUCCGGAAAAUGUCUUUCCGGGAAAUGAUUUUCCGGGAAAUGUCAUAGAAUCAAAUAUCAGUAUUGGACGAGAAAACCGUUUUAGAUUUUUCAAUGAUGACGAUUAUGUUAAUGACGGCCUAGAGCACAAAAAUUUCGGAUUACAAUUAGAAAUUAUGAAAAAGUACCGACUUCACAAAAAAAAACAAAAUAAAUCAACGCAAUUUUUAUUUUAGUUUUGCCCCAUUAUUGUAGGACCGCCUUUCUCAAAUUAUGUGUCGUGACCCACCUGCCCCAUAAGAAAUACACACGUUUUAAAGAUUUGAUUCCAGAAAAUAUCAAGUUGCGGUCAGCUUAGGAUUCUGGAAAGUGUAUGUCGUCUUCUAAUUAAUUGUAACAUGUUCAGUUUGCAUUUUUAGCCAAUUCAUGGUAUUUGGGACACACAGUCAUUCCCUCAUAUCACAGACAAGUCGUAACUCUUAGAGAAAAUUCACCUAUUGGUAGAACCGCGCGAGACACUGUCGGCCAUGAUGGGUUGCGAUUUGACGUUUGCCUAACACACACACUUUUAUACAUGUCUCCUGUAAGAUUCGUUUGUACCAUUCAGCAACGUGUACACUUGCAAACAUCAAAGCGAUCGAACAUUAGCACCUCUGGUGAAAGAAUUGCGGAAAUCAAACGAAAUUUGAAUUCAUCGUUAAAUGCAUGUGCCAAGCCCUAUCGAAGAGUGUUAUGUCUGUUUGUCUGCAGGGAUGUUUGCGAUCACCUGCCAAUCGUUUGACUCAUUUGUCCAUAACUCAGUUCAGAAACCUAAUAUCGAAAUGUGGUGUUCGGCAAAGUUAUAGAUUAGAGUUUUUCUACAAUUAUCACCAAGGACGUCAUAUUCUACCUCUUAUAUAUACAGCGCUAGAGCGCUAGUAUACCUACUCAUACUAAACGAUCAAAAAAUCCGAUCGUUUUGUAUGAGUAGGUGGUACUAACACUUUUACGACGAAAAUAUCAAGAGCUUGAAUAUGGCGUCCUUGGUGAUAAUUGUAGGAAAAGCACUAAUCUACAACUUUGCCAAACCCAACAUUUCGAUUUCAGGUUUCUGAACUGAGUUAUUGACAAAUGAGUCGAAUGAUUGCCAGGUGAUCGAAAACAUCCUUGUUUGUCUGUACUAUAUCGUGCAUUGCUCAAUAGAGAAAAUAGUAAAAUUCUUUAAAUAAUUGCAAUUUUUGUCAAAUGCAUGCUAUAAGGAUGAACACGGUGAUUUAAUAAUAAUUACGAGUAUUAGAGCAUGACCCAGUACACAUGUAAAUUGAAAUUUGAACUCAUCAUCUCCACCUGCUUGAAAUUAUUACAAUUUUUUAAGCAUUACUGCCCAUAACCGCAAAACUGACUACUGUUUACUGGCUUUUUUAUUAACAUGGGACUAUUAUGCUUUUGUGGGAAGUAUAAUUAACAUCAUAUAAAAAAUCUUCCGUAGGAAAGCCAUGUUGGCAAUGGAUAAACUGGUUUUCGUUAUUACUUAGUACUUCGAGAAAAUACAAAAAGAAUCACACUAUUUCAAAAAAAAAAAUUGUUCUAGAACCGCCGAUAGAACUUUCUCAUUUAAGUCUCAAAUGAAAGGUGGGACCCUUAGCUUUCGUUUGGUGGGUAUUUUAGCGAUACCGAUUUUUUUUAAAUAAUGUUGUUCACCAGACACACCGUGUCUUCCAAUGGUUUCUACAGAAACGGGGACCUGGGAUUGCUUCAGAAGUUCCUGUUGGGUUUCAAUCUCCAAUCCCCUCAUUCCUGGGAUUCUUCUAGAAAUUUCACCUCUAGUUUCACCAAGGAUUUCUCCAGUGAUUCCUCUUGGGAUUUUUAAGAGGUUUCUCUAGAGAUUCUUCCAUAGAUAUUUCUCCAAAGAUUUUCCCAGGAAUUCCUCUAUGAGUUGCUCUAGGAUUAAUUGAAGGAAUUGUGCUCACUUGUGUUAUGAUAAGCGUGCUAUUUCAUUACUGGCGUGACUGGUCCUAGUUUUAUAUGUGUGUGUCACGAUUGAAGAUGUGUUCGUUUUAGAACACUUAAAAGCGGAAAGGUAGCGGAAACGGAGCCAAUUCGGGCAAAAUUAGUUAUAAUACUUGUCGAUCAGAUGUUAGUUUAUUUUCAUUCGUUGAUAGAUGAUGCUGUGUUGUAAUUCAAGCUGCGUUAACCGGUUCCACAAUUACUAUGAGCUACAUCGAACAUUUUGUGCAAGCUUUUGCUGGAAUCCUGGAAUGGAAACUUUGACCAAUUUCUUGAUAAUGUUUAUAACUAUUGUUUGCUUUUUUAGUCCGUUACUGUAUACAGUAACUAGUUGUUGUUGUUACUGAAGUGGUUUUUGAUUCUAAGAAGACAGUGACAAAUAUCGAAAUACCGGACGAAUGUCCAGAUCGUGGAAGAAACCUUUUGCAAGAAAGAAAUGCUUCGAACAAUAGUAGUGUGUUGAAGUGACUCUCCUCGCCAAACAUGUCCAGCAAUACAUCUUCGGCUCCGCCGGAGAUUACGGCCGAGUGGACAGUGCAUGCGCAGUUGACCCUCUCGCACCAAGGGGGCAGUAACGUCGUCAGCUGUGACAAAGUGAAAUCCGACGGCGGAAGACGGGGCGAAUCUAUUCCGGUGCCCAAUUCCACCGCUGAUGGUGCAGGUGCAAGUGAGUCACCUCAGUCCAGUCAACAACAACACCAACAACGGCCGCCGGUGAAGGUGAUCUAUAAAUUUAGUGCUCCCCAUCAUGGACUGGGAUCGGAUGGAGGUGGUAAUUAUUCUCCGGCCGCCACCGGUGACGCUGGCGGGGGUGUGACAUUCAAACAGGAUGGUUCGACUAUUUUUACCACCACGGCUGACCAGACGAAAACUGCGACGACCACUUCGGCGACUACAGCAGCGUCGUCGUCCUCUGUUCAGAGUCCUGGUACCGAGACCUGCAAACCACAUUCAGAUGGACAAGACACAGCGAAGCCGCUGAAUCUGCUGGCAGCACCACAAACCUUGACUGCCACUGCAACGUCGCCUCUAUUCCCCAAAUGCACCAGUACCUGUAGUAUAGUGUUAACGGCGGACCUCCUGCCAACAGGAGUUGGAGGAGCUCAUGAACCCACCAUUAGCGUGAGCAAGUUCGCCGCCACCAAUGGUAAUGUGUUCAACACGACAACGGCCGACAAGUACACUUGCUUCCCGGAGAAGUCCUUCGAUGGAUCGAAGAUCUACGAAGCCAAAGACGUCAGCUGCCAGACGAGUGACAUCGAGCUGUCCAAAGAUAAAACCGUCCAAACCAGUGGCGAUGAUCUGCGGAGUUUGACGACGCGCAAAGCUGCCGAAGCACUGAUGUCGCCGGCUGCGACGCGCCGAGAAGAAAAAUAUGGCUCUUUACCUCGAAAGUCCCCGCUUUCGCCGGCGAACAUCCUCUCGCCAAGCAAUACAAUCCAAUCGCAGCGUUCCAGCGUCAAAGACAGUAGCAAGAAGAAACCCCGAACGGUGCACAUCGACGUGUACUGUACGGGAUCGGAUGCCGAGUCUUCCUCGCCGUCAUCGUCGGACGAGUCUUCGGUGCGAUCCGCUUCGUCAUCGUCGGCUUCGGGAAGUCGCUUCGAUACCAGUCACCUGGCAGAGCUGAAGGCCAACUCCAACCUUUCGCAUCCGACGGUUUUCGAGUCGGAGGAGAUGAAAUUGCGGCACAAACGGGCCGGGAAGCACGAAGUUCCACGGCGGAUGAUUCAGCAGACCGUUGUUGAUCAGAGUACAUUGUCUACGGUAGGUAGUUUGAAGAAAACCGAAUCGCAGAGCAGGAAGAGUGUGAAGCGGAGCAAUACGAAGGAUGAGAUCAACGAAUCGAAGCAGAUGCUGUUCAACAAGAUUCUCGGGGAGCCGAAAGAGGCCGAGACCUAUGCCAAUCUGGAGUACCUGGAGCGCGAUCCGAGUGAUGAUAAUGUUAGUUCCAACUAUCCAUUUUCGGUUCACUCGGCAAAACGGGAUGUCACGGGCAGCAGUUUAUCGAGUGCUCUCGCCUCAGCAGGUCUGGACGAAGUCGGAGAUCUGGAUGAAUCGGCGAAUCUGAAUCGAAGCCGGACAAACGUUACACACUCGGAUAGUUUCGAAUACGCCAACAGCGAAGAUCGCUAUCGGAUUCACCAGAUGGAACGAGUGUGGGGUGAUCAGACGUGGAAGUCACCUUCGGUAGAACGUAAACUGUUGGAGAUACACAACCCGAAGUAUCGUCGCCACAGCGAGUCAGACAACAACCUAUCCGAGUCGGAUCACAGCUUUGUAUACGAUAGUCCAUCCCGUCCAAAUGAAUCAGUUCACAGCGAUUCCAGUCCUUCGACGGUGAAGAGCAACUCCAACCGGGCGCCACCGUCGAAUAUAGUGGACGCUUCCAAACGUAUGCUUCAGCAAGCCCUGCUGACGGCGAACGGGUCGUCGACGUUUCCUCCGAGAAUAUUGUCACCGGUAGAGGGCUACACCAGCGAGUACCUGGCGUUGGCUAGACGAUUUGGCAGUUUGAUCACCGGCAAGCGGAAACCGGGGGUCCACAUGGGUCCGGUUCGGAAUCCGGAAUGUCAGUGCGAACACUGCCUGCGGUGGAUGCGGCAACGGGAGAGUAGCAUUCGCGAACGGGCCAUGUCCGUUGACGAUACGCCGUACAACAUCGUGGACAUGCGGAAGAAGCUUCACUUGCGGAACCAAAUGAAGCUGUGAGCGUGUGUGCUGCAGCUUUGUAAAUAUUGCUUUUAGGAAUGCAUUUGCUAUUAUUUUUUUCAUUAUUCCGAUUUCUCAUUUUCGUUUCAAAGUGGCAGUUGUGCAGCAUUUAGUUCUAGGGAUACAUAUUGUAAACGGAAUGAAUUGUACAUUAGAAUGCGCGGAUGAAUAAAAUACUUAAGUUUUUAAGAAGAAUUUGUUGGAAAAUAUCACAGACCAAUGAGAACUCGAUUUUCCAAAUGAAAAGAGAUCCCAGAUCGGACAAUG